AUGGUGAUCUCAUUGUGUUCUCAUUGUGUUCUCAUCCUGUUCUCAUUGUGUUCUCAUCGUGAUCUCAUUGUGUUCUCAUCGUGUUCUCAUCGUGUUCUCAUCGUGUUCUCAUCGUGUUCUCAUUGUGUUGUCAUCAUGUCUCAUCGUGUUCUCAUCCUGUUCUCAAUGUAUUCUCAUUGUGUUCUCAUCCUGUUCUCAUUGUGUUCUAAUUGUGUUCUCAUUGUGUUCUCAUUGUGUUCUCAUUGUGUUCUCAUCCUGUUCUCAUUGUGUUCUCAUCGUGUUCUCAUUCUGUUCUCAUUGUGUUCCAAUUGUAUUCUCAUCCUUUUCUAAUCGUGUUCUCAUUGUGUUCUCAUUGUGUUCUCAUUGUGGUAGAUUGGGUUCUCAUCGUGUUCUCAUCGUGUUCUCAUUGUGUUCUCAUUGUGUUCUCAUCGUGUUCUCAUUGUGUUCUCAUCUUGUUCUCAUUGUUUUCUCAUCGUGUUCUCAUUGCAUUCUCAUUGGGUUCUCAUUGUGUUCUCAUUGUAUUCUCAUUGUGUUCUCAUCAUUUUCUCAUUGUGUACUCAUCGUGUUCUCAUCGUGUUCUCAUCAUGUUCUCAUCGUGUUUUCAUUGUGUUCUCAUUGUGUUCUCAUUGUAUUCUCAUUGUGUUCUCAUUGUAUUCUCUUUGUGUUCUCAUCGUGUUCUCAUUAUGUUCUCAUCGUGUUCUCAAUGUGUUGUCAUUGCAUUCUCAUUGUGUUCUCAUCGUGUUCUCAUUGUGUUCUCAUUGUGUUCUCAUUGUGUUUUCAUUGUGUUCUCAUCGUUUUCUCAUGGAAUUGUCGUUGUGUUCUCAUUGUAUUCACAUUGUGUUCUCAUUGUGUUCUCAUCGUGUUCUCAUUGUGUUUUCAUCAUUUUCUCAUUGUGUCCUCAUCGUGUUCUCAUCAUGUUCUCAUCGUGUUUUCAUUGUGUUCUCAUUGUGUUGUCAUUGUAUUCUCAUUGUGUUCUCAUUGUGUUCUCAUUGUGUUCUCAUCGUGUUCUCAUUAUAUUCUCAUUGUAUUCACAUUGUGUUCUCAUUGUGUUCUCAUUGUGUUCUCAUCGUGUUCUCAUGGUAUUGGCAUCAUGUUCUCAUUGUGUUCUCACAUUAACCUCUCUCCUGAUGUCCUGGUGAAGAGCAGCUAA
Messenger RNA from Coregonus sp. 'balchen', 1150 nucleotides. The record is from the annotation of a GenBank genome assembly. NCBI's taxonomy places the organism in Eukaryota, Metazoa, Chordata, Actinopteri, Salmoniformes, Salmonidae.